AAACACCGUAUAUGACGACAUUUACAACGAUGUCAAAAACAAAACUGAAUACAUUCAGCUCCGAUUUUCAAACUAAACCAUCUGCUGAAACCCCAUCUACAUCCUCUUCAAGACAGGCUGUAACAAGUUCAAGUAUGAUAACAACUUCUUCGAUCUUGGUACCAUCAGACCCUGCGGUAUCACAGAAAGAAAAAGACUCAGAUAUAAACUCUGCAUACAUCAUUACUCCAGUGGUAGUUUGUGUUCUUGCACUAGUAUUAGGCGUUGCUUUCUUAUGGUGGAGACGAAGGACUCGUAAGCCUGCAGCUUCAUUUGAAACACGUGGACCUGGCUCAUUAAUAACAAACCAAAUUUACGGAGCGAAUGGCAUAGAUUGAAAUUGUUCUUUAAUAAAUGUGCGUCAAUCAAGAGUGCAUGAGUACGCAGAAAUACCUUUAGAUAUAAUGAAUUCAGAUGGAACCAAAGGAGAUAAUUAUGAAACAAUAGAUAUUCUACCCGAAGACAAAGCUGACGUAAAGAAAUCGUAUGAUAACUUUAAACUAUCAGAGACAGAGUUUAUUGAUAAAAACUACUCUCAUAUCGGUUUUAACAAUACGCAAAAUAAUAAUCACGCUGAUAAUACAUACUCUCAUACACAAUUGGAGAAUGUGACACAUAAACCUGAAAUAACCGUUAAUGGUGAUGAUACGUAUAACAAGUUAAACACUACAACAUUAACUAACAGUAGGGGUAAACAUAUAGAAGUCACAGACACGGAAUACAACCAUGCUCAAGCUGGAGAGCAGGACCCUGAAAUCGAAGCUGAUAAUUAUUCUCAUCUGAACACAAAUAUACAAACACCAGGAAUGUCUACGACCAAAAUGCCACACCAACAAAAUGAAGAUAAUAUUAAGAAUAGAAACAUUCGACAGCUAUCUGCUAAGGAUCUUCAAUCAAAUACAGGCUAUGAAUUCGCGAAAGAUUUUGAUAAUUUAAAACGCAGCAGUGAAAUAAAAAUGCCCAAACAGGAUGAUGCAAGAAAAAACAAGAAUAGCAACAAUUAUGCCCAAGACCUUACACCAAAUACAGGCUAUGAGUUCGCGAAAGAUUUUGAUUAUCUGCAAAAUAGAAGUGAAGCAACCGAGUACGCAAAGGUAACAAAAAAGAAACAUGCUGCGAGCAAAGCUGAUAAUGCAGGUAAAGGUUACGAAACAGCUGUCGGUACAAAACAUAACUAUCUUAUCUUAGAACCAGAACAAAAUCCUGCACCAACUGCUGCAUUGUUUAAAGUGGUUGAAGACGUGUCCGAGGAGACUAACGGAAUGUCCGAGGCAGAAACGGGACAUGAAUAUUUCACAUUAGAAAAACAAGAUAUGUAAUCGAUUCACGGUGGGAAAUACGUCAUAUGAUAAUAUGCACACAUGUAGACAAAAGUUUUAGCCUUAGUUCCGCCCAGAAACAAUCAGUUGUUUUGAUAUGCUAUAAUAUAGAUAUCAUAUAUAAUUAAGAAUAUCUAUGCCAUUCUUUAGUGCAUUUUGGAAGGCAACAAGAGGCUUUCAAAAUGGAAAUGCGGAAUGUUAUUUUUAUCAGUGAAUGUACAAAAAAAGAUUUUAAGUGGUGAUAUAUUAUAAUAUUGUGAUGAUCAAAUACUUAUGAAACAAUUAAAUUACCUAAGAUUUCAAUGUCAUACACACAUGACUGAUUUAAAAGUGCCUAUUGUCAUAGAUAGGGGAUAAAUAUUCCUAUUUUAAUGGGUGAUUCUUAAUGUGAUUCUUAUGGUAGUUAAAUAACUUUCACAUCUUUGGUAAAAUUGAAGAUUGAUUUUACUACAUAAAUAUUGUCUGAAUAUAACAAUUUUUCUAGAUUAGAUUGUGCAAUUUGUUAAUCUGCUAAUUACUUCUUAUCAUAUGCGAAAACAUAAAUCGUAAUGCUUUUAUUUCUAUAAUAAUCAUAAGUAAUAUCUGCUUGCGUUUAAUAUAAAACCCAAUAAUAUUUUCAAAACAUUUUGA
Ruditapes philippinarum (Manila clam) is the source of this 1988-nucleotide messenger RNA. RefSeq lists its product as uncharacterized. The transcript has 4 exons. The record is from RefSeq and is a predicted model, not a curated record. Lineage: Eukaryota; Metazoa; Mollusca; Bivalvia; Venerida; Veneridae. Bases 444 to 1358 code for a protein of 304 amino acids.